Messenger RNA from Symbiodinium sp. CCMP2456, 2193 nucleotides. The record is from the annotation of a GenBank genome assembly. Lineage: Eukaryota; Dinophyceae; Suessiales; Symbiodiniaceae.
AUGGCGUCCACAGACCCGCGCAAGAUUGCGGAGGUCCGUGAUGUCCAUAGACUGGAGAGAAUCGGCGCCCAUUCGCACAUCCGUGGCCUUGGCCUGGAUGAUGCGCUGGAUGCGCGGAUGGUCUCGCAGGGCAUGGUCGGCCAAAACGGAGCCAGGCGAGCUGCGGGCGUGAUUUUGUCCAUGAUCCAGGAAGAGAAAAUUGCUGGACGGGCCGUCCUCAUUGCUGGCCAGCCGGGAACUGGCAAGACUGCCAUCGCAAUGGGCAUGGCCAAGGCACUGGGUGACGACACGCCCUUCACCAUGCUAGCGGGAUCAGAGAUCUUCUCAUUGGAGAUGUCCAAGACCGAAGCCCUGACACAGGCGUUUCGAAGAUCCAUUGGUGUCCGAAUACGAGAGGAAGCCGAGAUCAUCGAAGGAGAGGUCGUAGAAAUCGAGAUUGAGCGCCCGGCGAAUGGCCAGGCGGCGACCUUCGGUAAGAUGACCUUGAAGACAACCGAGAUGGAGACCAUGUAUGAUCUCGGGCAGAAGAUGAUCGAGACCAUUCAGAAGGAACAGAUCCAGGCCGGGGACAUCAUCACAAUUGAUAAGUCCUCCGGCAAGAUCUCUCUUCUAGGUCGAUCUUUCGCGAGGUCCCGCGACUACGAUGCCAUGGGUCCACAGACUCGCUUUGUGCAGUGCCCCGAAGGCGAGCUUCAGAAGCGAAAGGAGGUGGUACACACCGUGAACCUGCAUGAGAUUGAUGUCAUCAACAGCCGGCAGCAGGGCUUCCUGGCCCUCUUCGCCGGUGACACGGGCGAGAUCAAGCACGAGGUUCGGGAGCAGAUAGAUGCCAAGGUCGCCGAGUGGCGCGAGGAGGGCAAGGCAGACAUUGUUCCAGGAGUGCUCUUCAUCGAUGAGGCACUCUUCACGCAGUAUGAAGGGUCUCAUGUCGUGGCAGAGCUGGCCGUGUACAUGUUGGUGACAGCUGUGGCGAUUGCAGCAUGCCGCGCUGCAGCAACGGCCGUGGGAAGAGUGCUGUCCACAAAGGAGGCUCUGGCCGCCCCUCGGAACCUUCGAAAAUUUUCCGACCAGUCCUGGCAACUUGUUGUGCACGUGCUGAUGACCGCCUACGAAGUCCUGCUAUUCCAAAGGAAUGGCUGGGAGUGGUGGACGGACACAACGACUCUCUGGGACCGACCCUGGCAAGAUAGUGGCGAGUGUCCGCCAGAUCUUCGGACGUUGUACAUCGCACAGCUGGCCAUCUGGUUUGUGACAGCCUUUUCGCACAAGUUUGUGGAGGCCAAGCACAACGACUACUUCGUGAUGUACGGGCAUCAUGUCGCCACCCUGGGCUUGGUCUCGCUCUCCUACUUCAACGGCUGGCAGCCAGUUGGGCUGAGCACCCUCUUCGUCCAUGACUCCUCGGACAUCGUGGUCGACUUGUUGAAAAUGGUGAACUACCUCGGGUAUGACUCGAAGAGCGGGCUUUUCCUUGCAGAGGGCUUCUUUGCUGUCAACCUGGUCACGUGGUUCCUGAUGCGUACUUACUUCUUCAUUCUGAAGGUCAUCAGGUCAACCAUCCCGAAAGAUUUCUUGGCACCUGGGUGGGGCGACUAUGACCGCAGUGCACCCCUCGUCAGCCCUCAAAAUGCUUGCCGGCUGCUGCUCAUCGUCCUUGGCCUGAUGCAUGUGUAUUGGUACUGCCUCUUCUGGCGGAUCCUGGUUCGGCUACUGCGAGGCUCUGCAGGUCAUGAGGCAGACUCAGCACCAAUCGUCAUCAUGGCCACGAACAGAGGGAUCACCAACAUCCGGGGCACCGACUACAAGAGCCCACACGGUAUUCCUCUCGACUUGCUGGACCGCAUGCUAAUCAUCUCGACUCAGCCGUACACGCAGAAGGAGAUCCGAAAGAUCAUUGACAUCCGAGCCGAGGAGGAGGAUGUGGAGAUGACGGAAGAAGCCAAGGAGCUUCUAACGAAGAUCGGCACGGAGAGUACGCUACGGUAUGCAAUCCACUUAAUCACCUGCUCCAAUCUCGUGGCCAUGAAGCGAAAGGCACAGGAGGUUGAUGUCCAGGACAUCCGCAAGGUCUACUCGCUCUUUGUGGAUGUCAAGCGGUCUACGCAGUUCCUCAUGGAGUAUCAGCAAGAGUUCAUGUUCUCCGAGGUGCACGAAGAGGAGGAUGCCGAGAUGCCUCAGGCGAAGGAGACUUGA